Pieris rapae (cabbage white) is the source of this 1926-nucleotide messenger RNA. Its product is annotated as putative mediator of RNA polymerase II transcription subunit 12. The coding region runs from base 1 to 1926 and encodes 641 amino acids. The record is from RefSeq and is a predicted model, not a curated record. The transcript is spliced from 2 exons. Lineage: Eukaryota; Metazoa; Arthropoda; Insecta; Lepidoptera; Pieridae.
AUGUAUCUUGCUACCGCGCUACCUCUUAAUAAUACAGCUUUAAAUAAUAUUACUGAGGGUUCGAGUACUGAAAAACUAUCCAUAGGAUCAAUAAAUUUGCCUCCAUCUCAUGACAAUUUGAAUCAAGGCAACGCAAGUAGUAUUGAAAAGUCUGAUAAAACUGAAAAUAAUUCAAAUGACUAUCAUGAAGGGAGGGGAGACACACCUCUGCUUGAUUUGGGAGCAUAUGAGGAACAGCAUAAUAAAGAAAAAGAAAUCGCAUUAAAUACCACUUACGAAACUACUAUAGAAAAUGAAAAAAUGGAAAAUAAUGUUUCUAAUGAGUUUGCAGAACCUAAGUCAACAAGUAAUAAUCCUAUUACAGAGACAACCACAUUAUUAGUAGAAAGCACUACUUUACCUUUCUCUACUGAAAAGGAAGUAGAAACAACAUUAGUAUCUACAUCUAACUCUCUUCAGGAAAUAAAACAAUUAGAAAACCAAAAGACUACGCCUUUACCUCUGUUUGAUAUUCAACACAAACAGUUGAAACAAAAUAUAUUUUCACCAGCACCCAAUGCUGGUCCAAAAAACGAACUAGUGUCGGAAAAACAAGAGAUAACAUCUUCCCCUGUUCUUAAAUCUAAUAGUCAACAAAAAGAACAAGAAUUAAAGAGUAAAUCGAGUAAAGUAAGUGAAGCACCGAAAACGCCUUCAUCAAUUCAUGUACAUGUAAGUCAACCAAAAGAACAAUUACAAGAAAAACAAGAGAUAACAUCUUCACCUGUUCUUAAAUCUAAUAGUCAACAAAAAGAACAAGAAUUAAAGAGUAAAUCGAGUAAAGUAAGUGAAGCACCGAAAACGCCUUCAUCAAUUCAUGUACAUGUAAGUCAAACAAAAGAACAAUUACAAGAAAAACAAGAGAUAACAUCUUCACCUGUUCUUAAAUUAGAUAGUCAACAAAAAAAACAAGAAUUCAAGAGUGAAGCGAGUAAAGUAAGUGAAGCACCGAAAACACCUUCAUCAAUUCCUGUAUAUGUAAGUCAACCAACAGAACAUUUACAAGAAGAGCAAGAAAUAACAUCUUCACCUGUUUUUAAAUCUGACAGUCAACAAAAAGAACAAGAAUUCAAGAGUGAAGCGAGUAAAGUAAGUGACGCACCGAAAAUGCCUUCAUCAAAUCCUGUAUAUGUAAGUCAACCAAAAGAACAAUUACAAGAAAAACAAGAAGUAACGUCGAUAAGUUUUCCGAAAUCACAAACUCAAUUAAAGGAAGAAACCUCAGUAAGUGAACCGAAAACCGCCUUAAAUUUACCCGACACUGAAACACAACAAAGCGGACAAUCAUUGAAAAAACAAAUCACGCCAUCUUCAAAUUCAUUUGCUUCUGGUAAUUCAGAAAGACGAGGAGAAACAAAAGGUGAACAUAAAAAACAAUCCUCAUCGCCUGUAAUUAAAAGUGAACAAAAAGGACAAGAAUUAAAAAGAAAAGACAAAACAUCACCAUUGUUAUCAGCAUCGAAGGUAAAGUAUCAAAAAGGAUUUGUAAUACCUUCAUCUGAUUCUCAUGUUUUACAAAAAGAGCGAGAACCAACUGCAGAAAGGAGUAAUCCUGCAAUUAAGCUAAAAGAACACAAAAUGAAACAAAAACCCGAAGCUGUAGGUACUGUACUUGAAAGUCUACAAAAGCAUAAAUUACCAGAAAGGGAAAAGAUCACUUCUUUACCUAUAUCUGAUAUUCAGAAAGAAGAUGAAUUAGGAGAAAUGUAUAAUUGUGAAGAUGGAAGAAUUUGGUUUAACGUAGCCGUGCCUCCUCUGCUUUAUGGUAAUGGAAUGCAGGCGCAUGUUCCGUUAGAUCUUUCACCAUUGCCAAUUUUUUUACCAUAUCCAAACCCCUUCUUUUUUAAACGGCCGCUUAUAAGAUAUCCUAAUUUUAUGAUUGUUUAA